Sclerotinia borealis F-4128 is the source of this 762-nucleotide messenger RNA. The record is from the annotation of a GenBank genome assembly. NCBI's taxonomy places the organism in Eukaryota, Fungi, Ascomycota, Leotiomycetes, Helotiales, Sclerotiniaceae.
AUGAAAACCCAACUCUCCCUGACGAUUUCACCUUCAUCGAGAAGUCCAUUCUCCGGCAAGGAGUUUCCCGAGCCGACCCCGAGUUUCGAGUUGGCUGCGAAUGAUUCCGAGGUCGACCUUCCAGAUCACAAUGUUUACGCAUAUCAGGCUGGUGGCAAUAGUGAAGGGUGUUUGAAAGAGCAACUCUUGGAUAGCAGUGCGCCUAUCUACGAGUGCCACGAAGCCUGUGCUUGUGAUAAGAAUUGCGAUAAUCGUAUUGUUGCAAGGGGAAGACGCGUACCGUUACAAGUUUUCCGCACAGAAAGCCGUGGUUGGGGUGUUCGAAGCAAGGUUCCAAUCAAAGCCGGUGCAUUCAUAGAUUGCUAUAUCGGCGAGAUAAUCACUGCUAAAGAAGCUCUCACACGUCGCGACAAUGCAAUCAUCAGCAAGAGAAAAGAUCUCUACCUUUUCGACCUCGACAAGUUCACCGACCAAAACAGUCUCAACGAAACCUUACGUGGCGAUCCAUAUGUCAUUGAUGGCGAAUUCUACUCGGGACCUAGCCGAUUUUUCAAUCACUCCUGCGAACCAAAUAUGAGAAUCUUUGCACGUGUUGGGGAUUACUCUGAGAAGAACCUUCAUGACUUGGCUUUCUUCGCCCUUGAGGAUAUUCGACCGAUGACGGAGCUUACUUUUGACUAUGUUGAUGGAAUUGAUAAUGGAGAGGAAGGAAGCGAAAGAUGUUUGUGUGGAGCUAAAUCGUGUAGAGGAUGGCUUUGGUAA